Salvia splendens (bonfire salvia) is the source of this 1342-nucleotide messenger RNA. RefSeq lists its product as uncharacterized. The transcript has a single exon. Bases 350 to 1204 code for a protein of 284 amino acids. Lineage: Eukaryota; Viridiplantae; Streptophyta; Magnoliopsida; Lamiales; Lamiaceae. The record is from RefSeq and is a predicted model, not a curated record.
UGUACUAUUACUUAUGCAAGUCCAUCCAUUGGGAAAGACAUAGUCCAUCUUCCAACGAAUGAGAUGGUCGAGGAGCUAAUUACACCGUUUGUGAUGAGACAAAGAGGAGGAACAACAUUGAUACCACCCAUCAUCAUCCCUGCUGCUGCUGCUGCUGCUGUUUUUUGAUGAGUUGGUGAAUGUGAAAUAUAAAUUCCUUCAUCACCAACAUCAACUCACUUUACUCUCAUCUUCACAUCUAGAUGAUCAAAGCCAAGAAGAAGAAGAUGAGGAGAAUUAUGGAGUGAGAUAUGAAUUGAUAUGUGAUGGGUGCAUCACUCCUAUAACUAGUAGUAAAAAUUACUACUAUAUGAGUUGCAGUGAAUGCAAAUACAAUCUUCACAUUGCCUGCUUUCACUUGCCACCUCAACUCUCUUCUCUUUCACCCCACCACCAAAAACAUGAUGAUGAUGAUCACCACCUACUCCUCCAAUCUGGUGACAAACUUCAACCUUGGACACAGGAAAUGUGCAGUGUCUGUGAGUAUCGUAUGAAUGGGUUGUUUUACCGUUGUGGAGAGUGCAGCUUCAAAGUAGAUAUCAAGUGCGCUUGUAUGCCAGAUACCAUACAUCACGAAGCUCACCCGCAACAUCUCCUCAAUCAUGUGGCUGAGGAUGACCUAGACAGAGAUAAGGACAACUCAAGACGCUUUUUGUGUGCUAGUUGCGAUGUGAAUGCAUCUUAUUAUGAUUGUUACAGGUGUUGCAACAGCUCUUGUGAUUUCAUCGUGCAUGUUAGAUGCGUUGUGUUGCCAGCAUCAGUCAGCAGCCGUAGAUGGGACAGGCGCCACCAGCUGUUGUUGACGUACGACGCCACUCUCAACCAUCCUGGUGACUUCUACUGUGAUCAAUGCGAAACACGAAUGAAUCCCAAGGGCUGGAUGUAUCACUGCCGCACCUGCGAUCUAUCCUUUCAUCCUAUAUGCUUUCAAACUACAUCCGGCGAGUAUAGAAACAUGAAGUUGGGGCAGGAAUAUGUGAGUGCCGCAACCCACCAACACCCUCUCACCUUUCAACUUCUCACCAUAAAACGCCGCUGUAACAUUUGCCGUUUGGAUAAGCAUGAACGACCUGGAUUUUACUGUGAAUCAUGCAACUUCUUCAUUUGUCUCAACAACUGUGGAGAAGAUAUGAUCGGAACGGGCGACAUGAAGGCCGUCGAUUGAGAGAAAUUAUAUGUUUCAGAUCAGUUGUUCAGUACUCUGGCUAGAAUGAUGAAUCAUAGGUUGUUUACCUCUUUCCUCUAUAAGUGUACUUUAAUGAAACCAUACAUGAGUUACAUAAGUAAUUGAUAGUUUGUUUUA